AUGCCUAUCCAACAAGUUGGAACCGUUGAUGAGCUUAUUGAAGCCCUUUUAAAUCAUACCGAAGAUCGUGCAGAAUUCAUUGCAAAACAUAUUUCCCCGAUUCUCAGACAACUUCAACAACAGUUUUUCUUGCAAAAUACGGCGGACAAUAGAGAUCCUCUCGAACGUCUCGAUCCAUCCCUCUAUAGUGUGCCUUAUGCAUAUUUCCUUGUCGCACGUUGUAAUGUAGAAAGACCCGACGUGGUUAAUUUAUUAACUUACAUUCUUGAGUUCUUACGAAGCUUCGAUCCGAAUCAAAUUCGACUGACACCCGAAAAAUUUUUACAAGUCGCUCAAGGACUAUGCAGGAUAGCAAAUUUAUAUGGAAAUAAUAUAAUCUCCAUCAAACCGCUCACACAUGCUCUUCAAAGAUAUUCACCAUCUGCAAAUCAUUUGACGAAUUUACAUCAAUUUUUUAUUAAGGAAUGUUUAUUGACCAAAUGCUACAGACAAGCGCUCCCAAUAUUGGAUCAUGAUAUAACUGAAAUUGAUACUACGGUGAAUAAAACAAAAAUUCGUGAAUAUACG
This is a messenger RNA of Dentiscutata erythropus, 567 nucleotides long. Lineage: Eukaryota; Fungi; Glomeromycota; Glomeromycetes; Diversisporales; Gigasporaceae. The record is from the annotation of a GenBank genome assembly.